AUAGCUCGGGUACCUCAACCUCUUGAGUUAACUUUUGGGGUUGAAUUGGGCCCAAGUUUAUUAAGUGGAAUACAUCAAGGAAGCAUGACUAUCUCUGCUUACUACACAAAACUUAAGAAACAUUGGGAAACGCUUCAAGAAUUAAGCAGUUUUCCUACAUGUGAGUGUGGUAAGGUGAAGGAAUGUACCUGUGCCUUCAUGGAAAAAUGGAUUGAAAUUGACAACAGAAACAAACUGGAGUUCUUGAUGAGAUUGAAUGAUGAAUAUGAUGCAACACGAGGACAGAUACUGGGGACAGAACCUCUGCCUUCAUUAAGCAAAGCAUUCUAUAUAAUCCACCGUAUUGAGGCACAGAAAAACAUCACCCGUAGCAUUCCAGAAUCUGGAGCCUUCUUUGUGAACAAUGAACUUGGGAGAUCAUCACAACACAAAGACAGAAGGGAGGACAGAAGGAACAAACCUACAGAUAGGAAAUUUUGCAAAUAUUGCAAAAGUGAAGGACAUCUUUAUGAACAAUGCUUUGAGAGGGUAGGAUAUCCUGACUGGUACAAGGGAAAGAAAUAUAAGAAGACAGGAAAUCAGAGGGUAGCUGCCCAUGUCAAUCUCCAUGAGAGGAUAGAAGAUUCAGAAUGGGACACUCCACUGGAAACCAAUGGAAGUCACAACAAGAUGGGAGUGGACCAAGAGUUGGUUUCAGCUAUAUGCAAUGAGGUGGUAAAGAUGUUCAAAGGAAAGGCUGGAGAACUUAAUGACAUGAACAUGGUUUCUGCCAACUCUGCAGGUAUGGACCUUACAACUAAAAGGGCCAUGGCUUCUGGAACAGGACACAAGGCCGUGUUUGACUUGUUGGGAGCCCCUAUACAGUUGGCCGUGAGGAAAUGUGCAGAGAGGUUUCCUUUAUUUCAAGAGUACAUCACUAUAAUGGCUAAGCAUGCAGAAAGGUCUGAGGAUUCGAUGAUAGGCGCGAUGGGCGAUGCUGGGGUCCUACUUGCGGGCUAUGGUAUUUACAAGGUCAUUGAUUAUCGUCAUGAGAAAGAAUUCUUGAAGCGUUCUGCAGAGAGGGAGAGGAGAAUGGAAGAGAUGGAGAGGAGAAUGGAAGAGAGGUACAGGAGAAUGGAAUGCUUGAGGGCUGGACGGACCAGUGAAUAAGAUGUGUGUGCAGUCCGUGCCUUGCUCAAAAACGACUUGUGUUUGUUUGUUUGUUUAUUAGACACCCUGGGGAUAUAUCCCUGUCCUCAAUAUCUAUUUCAUAAGAGAUUGCAUGUCAUGUAUUAUGUCUACUGUGUGUGUGUGCGCGCGCGCUAAAGACUUGAUUAAAAAUGGAGUCUUUUA
Molecule: messenger RNA, 1332 nt
Organism: Cuscuta campestris
Lineage: Eukaryota; Viridiplantae; Streptophyta; Magnoliopsida; Solanales; Convolvulaceae
Source: the annotation of a GenBank genome assembly